AUGGCAUCCUCUUCAUCUUCAAAAUUCUCGUUUUCAUGGGCCGAUAAAAUCAUCUUUGUGUGGCUUUUCAUUGAUCUGAUUGUACACGGAGUGUUAGAGAGCUCGUUUGUCUAUUUUUCUCUAACCACUACGGUAGCAAAGGCUCAACCACAAUCCACUCUCGGAAAGAUGUUGCAUUGGGUUUGGCUUGAAUAUGGAAAGAAUGCCGAUGCGAAAUGGUUAGUGUUGGAUCCAUGUGUGGUCUCUGUAGAAUUAUUGACUUGUACAGUGGAUACAUUGUUGUGUGCCAUUGUCAUGUACACGAUGUGGACCAACAAACCAUCGAGACAUUUUUGGCAAAUUGUAUUAUGUGUUUGUGAACUCUAUGGUGACUGGAUGACAUUUGUACCUGCAAUUUUAGAGGGUGGACAUAAUUUGAACAUGGAUCCAUAUUUCUUCUGGCUCUACACCGUUGGAAGUAAUGGCGUCUGGGUCAUUAUGCCACUAUUAUUGUUGUAUCAAUCGUAUGGACAUUUGAUGAGUGCUUUUAAGGCCAAACAGAAGGUGGAAUAA
Messenger RNA from Naegleria lovaniensis, 552 nucleotides. RefSeq lists its product as uncharacterized. NCBI's taxonomy places the organism in Eukaryota, Heterolobosea, Eutetramitea, Acrasida, Naegleriidae. Gene Ontology annotation, cellular component: membrane; endoplasmic reticulum. Bases 1 to 552 code for a protein of 183 amino acids. The record is from RefSeq and is a predicted model, not a curated record. The transcript is spliced from 3 exons. Gene Ontology annotation, molecular function: cholestenol delta-isomerase activity. Gene Ontology annotation, biological process: sterol metabolic process.